Molecule: messenger RNA, 1445 nt
Organism: Arabidopsis lyrata subsp. lyrata
Lineage: Eukaryota; Viridiplantae; Streptophyta; Magnoliopsida; Brassicales; Brassicaceae
Exons: 6
Coding region: 135-1286 (383 amino acids)
Molecular function (GO): lipid binding
Source: RefSeq, a predicted model, not a curated record
CCCAAAUCCUAUAGUAUUAUCCUUAUCCUCUCUUCUCUUGUCUCUUUUAUUCUUCAAUCUCUUCUUCUCCUAACAGACCCAACCCUCGUCGAAUCGCUGUGCUUUGACGCUUAAUCUCAAUCGAGGAGGGGGCGAUGGGAUUGUUGAGUUCCUUGGUCUUUCCCGCCCUCGGCUUCUCUGACCUUUUAGUAUUUGUUGCGCCACUCUGGAUUGCUGUCGCUGCCGGGGUUUUGGUUGGUUGGUUUUGGAGACCCAAGUGGGCUUAUCUCGACACAAAACCCUUCUUAUCCGAUUCUUCACCUAAAUUCUUCAAGCUUCCCACUUCCAUCCUCAAGACCUCUUCUCACAGCCUUUCUUCUCCCCAGGCUGAUGAGAAAGAGAAAUCUGGGUUUGUUACGGACGAUGAUUUUAGGCAUCUAUGGAAGUUGGUUGAGGUCAAAGAUGGCGGCCCUGCUUGGAUUCAGAUGAUGGACCGAUCAACUCCUACCUUCUCAUAUCAAGCUUGGAGGCGAGAUCCUGAGAAUGGGCCUCCCCAGUACCGUAGCAGAACUGUGUUUGAGGAUGCCACUCCCGAGAUGGUGAGAGACUUCUUUUGGGAUGAUGAGUUCCGUUCCAAGUGGGAUGAUAUGCUUUUGUAUUCUUCUACUCUCGAGCGUUGCAAGAGCACGGGCACUAUGGUUGUGCAAUGGGUGCGCAAGUUCCCUUUCUUUUGUAGCGACAGGGAGUAUAUUAUAGGCCGUCGAAUAUGGGAUGCUGGCCGAGUCUUUUACUGCGUUACAAAGGGAGUACAAUACCCGUCUGUACCUAGACAAAACAAGCCAAGGCGAGUCGACUUAUACUAUUCAAGCUGGUGUAUCCGUGCAGUUGAAUCAAAAAGAGGCGAUGGUGAGAUGACAUCAUGUGAGGUACUACUAUUUCACCAUGAAGAUAUGGGAAUACCGUGGGAGAUUGCAAAGCUCGGGGUGAGACAGGGGAUGUGGGGUGCAGUGAAGAAAAUUGAGCCAGGCCUACGUGCAUAUCAGAGGGCCAAAGCAGCGGGAGCAGGUUUAUCCCCAAGUGCCAUAAUGGCUCACAUCAACACCAAAGUGAGUGCAGAGGAGUUCAUGAAUGAGAGGGAUUCGAUAGCAGAGAUUACUGGAGAGAAGCCGACAGGGAAAAACAUACCAAAGAUACUAGUGGUGGGAGGGGCGAUUGCCCUUGCAUGUACACUGGACAAAGGGCUGUUGACAAAGGCAGUGAUAUUCGGAGUAGCCAGAAGAUUUGCAAGAAUGGGGAAAAGGAUGUAGGAGAGUGUACAUGUAAGUAGACAGAGAGCGAAUGAGGGAAUGAGAGAGGUGAAAGCAGCUCUUGUUUUGCAAUUUGAAUGGUGAAAGGCUGUCUCUUUAGUCUUGUUAAUGCCGCGGAUAAAUACGAAUAUGAUCUUUGGAUAUCAAUGGAUUCUCAAA